Molecule: messenger RNA, 1842 nt
Organism: Cornus florida
Lineage: Eukaryota; Viridiplantae; Streptophyta; Magnoliopsida; Cornales; Cornaceae
Product: sugar transporter ERD6-like 5
Exons: 19
Coding region: 500-1732 (410 amino acids)
Biological process (GO): transmembrane transport; carbohydrate transport
Cellular component (GO): membrane
Molecular function (GO): sugar transmembrane transporter activity
Source: RefSeq, a predicted model, not a curated record
CCUUCACUUAUGGGUGUGCUGAAGGACACCGAUCAACUUUCCGGUGAUAAAGGGUCGUUGAAUAGUCACGUGCCGGACACGUGAUUAUUUUUAGAGCUGAAAACUCCAAAAUAACCUUUAUCAAUCCCAAAAGUACAUCGCCACCGCCACAACCGGGGACUCACAGGCCCAAAUUGUCAACUAAAUCGGCGGACUGAUUGAAGACCCAAUAGCAAAUAUAGAGAAAGCUUCAUCUUCGGUGUACUUCAGUGGGUGCGAACUCCGGCGAAGACUGAAGACAUACCCAUUCCGGUGACGGGGACACAACCGCGAGCUCCAAAACUACAUCUAUUGCUCGGGGGACGGUGAUUGAACCAGCGCACUCCAGUUCAGAAGUAUCCAACUUUUUCGGUGAUCUUCAUUCUGCAGCAACAAGUCCGGCGAGCUGCAAUCAAAGACCGAACAACCCCAGCGUGUCUUAGUUAAGGUUGGAUAUUCAUCUCCUGCUGAGUCUGGUAUCAUGAAUGACCUAGGCCUCUCUACUGAAGAGUACUCAUUCUUCAGUUCAAUAUUGACAAUCGGAGGUAUGUUCGGUGCAAUAAUAAGUGGAAAAGUUGCAGAUCUCAUUGGCCGGAGAGGUGCUAUGUGGUUCUUGCAAGUGUUUUGCAUCAUGGGGUGGCUUGCAAUAAUUUUCGGAAAGGGAGUUUUGUGGCUCGACAUUGGAAGACUAUCAUUGGGAGUUGGAGUUGGCAUUAAUUAUUAUGUGGCAAGCAUAUAUAUAGCAGAAGUCACACCAAAGAAUAUUCGAGGAGCAUGUUCAUCAUUUAAUCAGUUAUUAAACUCUUUUGGCAUGACACUGAUGUUUUUCAUUGGAAAUGUCAUGACUUGGCGCUUCAUGGCUUUAAUAGGAAUUUUACCAUGUCUGUUACAAGUUGUUGGUUCAUUCUUCAUACCAGAGUCUCCAAGAUGGUUGGCAAAAAUUGGUAGACACAGAGAGUCGGAAGCGACUCUGCAAUGUCUGAGGGGGGAAAAUUGCGAUAUUUCUCAAGAAGCAGCUGAAAUCAAGGAUUACACACAAAUUUUUCAAGGACGCUCACAAUCCAGAAUUUUAGACUUGUUUGAGCGGAGAUAUGCUCACUCACUCAUGGUUGGAGUUGGGCUAAUGUUACUAGUACAAUUUGGUGGGAGCAGUCCAAUUGCAUUUUAUGCAAGUUCUAUUUUUGAAGCUGCUGGUGGCUCCACUAGUGUUGGCACUAAAGCAAUGGCUAUCAUUCAGAUUCCAUUUUCCAUUUUGGGUGUACUCUCAAUGGACAAAUUUGGACGGCGACCACUUCUGAUGGUUACUGCAGCUGUAGCAUGCUUGGGAACCUUUCUUGCAGGACUUGCAUUCCUCUUGCAGGAUUUUCAUCAACAGACGGAGCUCACUGCCAUAUUGGUUAUGAUUGGCUUACCGAUAUUUUAUGCUGCUUUUUCAAUGGGCAUGGGUGGUACACCUUGGGUUAUCAUGUCAGAGAUAUUUCCUAUAAACAUAAAGGGUUCAGCUGGAAGCUUGGUGACUUUCGUCUACUGGUUUUGUUAUUGGAUUGUUUCCUACAGUUUCAACUUCAUAUUUGAAUGGAACUCAGCAGGAGUGUUCUUCAUGUAUGCAACCAUUUGCGGUUUAGUUGUUCUAUUUGUUGCAAGAGUGGUCCCAGAGACAAAAGGACGAGCAUUGGAAGAAAUACAAGCAUCCAUGAUUGGUCUCGUCCAAUGAGAUACUACAGCUAAAACAAAAUAAAUGUUAUAGUGUUUCUAUCUUUGUUUUUUGUGAUUUCCAUGGUAAACAUAGCAACGACAUAAUUUCUGUUACAUUAUUCUAGCAAA